Messenger RNA from Mobula hypostoma (lesser devil ray), 1297 nucleotides. It is a transcript of the gene cbx6a, whose product is annotated as chromobox homolog 6a. Gene Ontology annotation, molecular function: chromatin binding. The transcript has 5 exons. Bases 37 to 1152 code for a protein of 371 amino acids. Gene Ontology annotation, biological process: negative regulation of transcription by RNA polymerase II. The record is from RefSeq and is a predicted model, not a curated record. Gene Ontology annotation, cellular component: chromatin; PRC1 complex. NCBI's taxonomy places the organism in Eukaryota, Metazoa, Chordata, Chondrichthyes, Myliobatiformes, Myliobatidae.
ACCUCGGCGGCUGCGCGCGCCAGGGCUGGAGCCAAGAUGGAGCUUUCGGCGGUGGGCGAGCGAGUGUUCGCGGCGGAAUCGAUCAUCAAGCGGCGGGUGCGGAAGGGCCGCAUUGAGUAUCUGGUGAAAUGGAAAGGAUGGGCUAUCAAGUACAGUACUUGGGAGCCAGAGGAGAAUAUCUUGGAUGCCCGUUUAAUCGCGGCGUUCGAGCAAAGAGAGAGGGAGCGGGAGUUGUAUGGACCGAAGAAACGAGGCCCCAAGCCCAAAACCUUCUUGUUAAAAGCCCGCGCACAAGCUGAAGCUCUGAGGAUCGGAGAGAUGCACUUCUCGGUGAAGCCGGGCCCUGGCAGCGCAGCCUACAAGCUGAAAAAGAACAUCCGCCGCUGCUACCGGCCGCCGUCCAAGCGAGGCCUGGGCCGGGCCGAGACCCAGCCGGCGGGCCUGAGCGGGCAGACGCGGCCCCCGCUGCCGCUGCCAGAGAGUGUGCGGAUCGUCAACCGCAAGGUGGACCCUCGUCGGCGAAAGCGGGGGCGCAUCAUCCUCAACCUGAAGGUCAUUGACAAAGGCAGCAAGGCCCUGGGCAAGGCCAAGGUCCCCUCGCGCAAUCGGGUCAUCGGCAAGAGCAAGAAGUUCAGCGAGAGCGUCCUCCGCACGCAGAUCCGCCACCUCAAGUUCAACAGCUUCUCCGUCUACGACAAGUCCUUCCACGCGCCCAUCCCCGGCCGCGGCAGGGUGGCUGAGGGGGACCCCGGCACCUCCCGCGCCGAGCCGCCCUCGCCCCCGGCCUCUGCCCCCCGUUACCCUGGCGACCCCGGCCCCCGACCGGGCUUGGAGUGGCCGGGCCCUGGGGGGGAGAGGGGCGGCGGCGGGGCCAAGGCACCCGCCGAGACCCCCAGCCCAGCUGUGCCCGACUGGCGGGAGGCCGAGGCGCUGGACCUCUCCCUGCCCCCAGAGUCGGCCGCCGCUGCCCGUCGGCCCCCACCCCCGCCACCAACACCCCCCGCUGAGCCCGAGGUGUCGGGCUGGAGGCCCCAGAUGUCGCCCUGCUCCAACGUGGUGGUGACAGAUGUCACCACCAACCUGCUCACCGUCACCAUCAAAGAGUUCUGCAGCGCUGACAACUUCGUCAAGGCCCCUGCUGUAAAUAAGUAACCCCCCCCCCCGACCCUGUCCUCACCCUGUCACUCCCCCUCCCAGGAAUCCUCAUCACACUGUCCUCCCAAAUGGCCCAGCACUCCUGUCUCACACAAUCCUCCCCCGCAUCUGGGCGAGAGGUCGCUUCCCAUUGAAAUGUUGU